AUGCGGCGCUCAGAGGGUUGGGAGCCGUCGGUGAAGCUCCGGAGGUCGACGACCAGAAAAGUAAGCAAUCAAUUAUCUAUCGAUGAGUCCAUACGACUCUCAGGCGAUGUCUUUGAAAACGUGUUGCAAACCAAUGAUGUGGUCAAAGCGUUGGCAGAUAUUGAGCCCUAUUGUUUGUUUGGUCAAUUGGCCAGAUUGUUUAAAUUACUAUACUGGACGUACGCCGAUACACACGCCGGUAUCGGACCCGUAAACGCCGAGAUAUGCGGCCAACUAAUGGACACUGAACUGGGAAAGUAUCCGAAAAUCGAUGUGGCCAUAGACUCGUACCACAGACUAUUGGGUGACCCGCACGUCACGCCACGACGAUUUAUUUACUUUGAGCUAACGUGGUGUUAUGCGCUGCAAUCUGAUUGGCCAAGAUGCAUUGAUUACGCCGAGAAAUUUCGUACCAACAGCUUUUACACUCCGGCCAUCGCUACGUAUAUGGAGGCUGUGUUUCGGUACACGGAAUGGACCAUAACUGAAGAGCCCGUGGCUAAAGACAAGGCUACAGAAUUGUUCAAACUGGUGCCGACACUUCGUAUACGACAUUUGGGCAAAACUAUUACACCGGAAAAGGUGGCGGUUGUGAGGGCUCAGGAUUAUAUCAAAAACGGGGAACUCUUGGUUUUGCCGGACGUGGCCAUAUUAUAUGAACUAAACUAUUUGUCGCUUAUAAGAGGCGAUACCGUAUUAUUGAACAAAUUUAUGGAACGCAUUACUGAAUGCGAAUUGAAAUACCAAUGUGACAUAGACUCAUCAGACUAUCUGGAUAAUUAUCUGAUAGCUAUAUUUUAUAAGGGAGUUGUGUUUAGACUAAUGUCCGACUUUAAAAAGGCGACCGAAUGUCAGCAAAUUAUUAUUGAUAACGAGUCGAGAAUUGGGGGACAGUUUUCACUGCCGGCUCAGGCGGUCCUCGAAAUGGGUUUAAUUGAAUACGAGAUAAAAAACACUAAAAAAGCAAUCGAUUUGCUUAACAAAUGUAUUAACGAAUACACGGGUUAUCUGAACGAGAAUUACGUUCACAUUAAGGCGUUUACAGCCCUCAGAGGUCUGGGAGUGUGUAAUACAAAACAGGCCGACGACGAGCUCCUCUUGGAUGAAUAUAAGAAACAAUGGCUUAAAGACAUAAACAUUGAUCAGAAAAGUUAUGAUAAAGUGGUAGAGAUUGAAGACACGAAUUAAAUUUAAGGGAA
Messenger RNA from Medioppia subpectinata, 1238 nucleotides. Lineage: Eukaryota; Metazoa; Arthropoda; Arachnida; Sarcoptiformes; Oppiidae. The record is from the annotation of a GenBank genome assembly.